Molecule: messenger RNA, 2711 nt
Organism: Dinoponera quadriceps
Lineage: Eukaryota; Metazoa; Arthropoda; Insecta; Hymenoptera; Formicidae
Product: glucose dehydrogenase [FAD, quinone]-like
Exons: 4
Coding region: 1-2118 (705 amino acids)
Molecular function (GO): flavin adenine dinucleotide binding; oxidoreductase activity, acting on CH-OH group of donors
Source: RefSeq, a predicted model, not a curated record
AUGUCGUGGGUGCCACCGAAUUUAGCGGAACUCUGCGCGCCGCACUCGACGGUUACGUCGUGCCAACCUUCGACGUAUCUCUUCUUGGCCUUCAUUGCGCGGCUCUUCGGGUAUUCGACGGAUCACAGCUACCCCGUACUUUCCGACAACUUUCCGCAUUGCUAUUACCCGCUCGCCGCGAAUUGGGAUGCACUCGCAAUACCGCCAACAGCCGGAUGCAAUGACCGUCUGGAAGACUUCGAGCAAAUUUCGUGGGACGAACGUGGGCUGAUAUUCUCGCCGCUGCACGCGGGACCGCUGAGCGAGAAUUUCUACAAACAACUGAGAACGGACGAUCCAAGCAUCCGAGCUACGGGAUUUUUCGAGGAAGCCGCUGGGACCGUCGGCGAUUACGGUGCGGUGAAUUUCCCGCAACCCGUCGAAUUCCAGCCGGAGCAGUACGACUUCAUCAUCGUCGGAGCGGGCUCGGCCGGCUGUGUUUUGGCGAACAGACUGAGCGAAAUCGAAGGGUGGCGGGUGCUUUUGUUGGAGGCCGGAAUAGAAGAACCAUUAGUCACGAAUGUUCCGGCAUUCGCUUCCAUGUUGCGAACGAGUAACAUCGAUUGGAUGUAUCGCACGCAGCCGGAAGAACAUUCGUGCCGAGCCCGAAAAGGGGGUGGGUGUCCUUGUCCUAGGGGUAAGGUGAUGGGCGGAUCGAGUUCGAUCAACUACAUGCUAUACAUACGAGGUAACCCGAAAGAUUACGACGAGUGGGCCAAGUGUGGAAAUGAUGGAUGGAGUUUCGAGGAAGUGCUUCCAUACUUCCUCAAGUCCGAGAAUAACAAGGACCCGGAGGUCGUAAAGGAGAACCCGCGCUAUCACCGCCAAGGCGGCUAUCAGGACGUCGAGAGGUUUUCCUACAUCGACGUGAAUACUGAAAUCCUGAUAGACGCGUGGAAGGAGCUGGGAUACGAUCUGGUGGACGGGAACGCCGGGCAGCAGUUAGGAAUUCAACAUUACCAGAUGACGUCCGUUCGCGGAAUGCGGCAGAGCACGAACGGCGCGUUUAUCCGGCCCAUCAGGCACAAACGACGAAACUUGGUGAUCAAGACGCGCGCCCACGUGACGAAAAUCCAAAUCGACCCGAGGACGAAGCGAGCGUUCGGGGUGGAGUACCUGUCGGCCGCCACCGGCUUCGUGAAGGUCGCCUUCGCGCGGAAGGAGGUGAUCCUGUCGGCCGGCGCGAUCAACUCGGCGAAGAUCCUGAUGCUAUCGGGCGUGGGCCCCGCGCAGGAGCUGGCGAAGCACGGCAUACAUGUGUUGCAGGACUCUGCCGUGGGCCGGAACCUUCAAGACCACGUCACCAUAGACGGCUUGGUAACUGCGGUCAGCAAUAUGACCGCCACGGUCAAGGACAACACGAUGAAAAUGAAGGACGUUUAUUACUACAAGAAGACCGGUAAAGGCCCCUUGAGCGCAACCGGGCCCACAAACUGCGGCCUGUUCGCGCAAACCUCUUACGCGCAUCAUCCCGGCCUGCCCGACCUACAGUUCGUCUUCGACCAAGGCAACCAGAUGGACUACUCGCGACAGCCUGGGGAUUUUACCGAGGCUGCGGUAGAACCGUUGUCCUAUUACGACGCUAUCAAUAUCAGGCCGAUCCUGCUGACGCCCAAGAGCCGCGGAUUCAUCCUCCUGAACGACAGCGAUCCGCUAUGGGGUCCACCGCUCAUCUAUCCAAGGAUGUUCACGGAGUAUCCCGACCUAGACGCUUUGGUCGACGGUGUAAAGAUAGGCCGUGCGCUCUUCGAGACGAAAGCUUUCCGCGAACACGAUCUGCGACUCAUGGACACGCCGUUGCCGGCCUGCCGGCACUUCCGGUUCGACACGGACGAGUACUGGAAGUGCGUUGCGAUGGAGUACACAAACACCAUUUACCAUCCCGUGGGAACCUGCAAGAUGGGCCCGGAGAACGAUCCCGAGGCCGUGGUGAAUCCGCGCCUCAAGGUGCACGGUAUUCAGGGCUUGCGCGUCGUGGACGCUUCCGUGAUGCCGACGAUUGUUCGCGGCAACACGAACGCACCGACAAUUAUGAUAGCCGAGAAAGCCAGCGACAUGAUCAAGGAAGAGUGGCUGUGACGGCUUCUUUGUUCGCUCCGUCGUUCUGUAAUUGAUAUUUGCUUACUUCCGACGCACAAACCGCGAGCAGUAUCAUUAUUACGGAAAGUGGCGGAUGUGCGCCGAUUAUUGUUAUAUUCAUAGAGACUGCCAGCCACCACCAAGGUAACACGCGACCAAAAUAAUCGGCCGCUGCCGCUCAUCUCUCUUUCGAUCCUUUCGAUCCAUACGAUGAUGAUGUUAUUUGUACUAACUUACUUAUAUUAAUACUAUACUAAUUAUUGUUUAUUAAUAUGUUCACGUUCACUUCUAGAAUUAUCAGAGACAACGGAUGAUUUAUACUUUUUCUUUGAAUCGCAUCUCCCUUGUAUUAAUACACUUAUCGACGCCUGCGAUACCUCGAAACGAUACGACGUGAAAGCAUAAGAGGUUGCAUAUUAGCAGGCGUAACGUGGAAACAGUCGCGACGAGUAUGGAAUAUUAAAAUCGGUAUGGUUUAAGCAUUUGCUGCCUCAUGUAAAUUAUAUGUUAUACCUGUCGCUAAACGCUUUCUUAAGCGUAACCCACUUUCGAGUAAAAAAUUUAAUAAUAUGAAAGGUGAGUAGAUUAGUGGA